UCCGUUCAGUUCGCUGUAGACAUUUUCCCGGUGCGGACGUGCGUUUGGCGGUGGAAAUUGUCGAGCACGCCGAAAAAGAAAAUACCACAAAUAGUUGCGCUCGGUGUAACGCUCGGUUUCUGCGGUUUCUACGGUUUCUGCGGCUCAUUUUUCGGUUUAUUUUUCGGCUUGUGCACUCUAAUUUCAUUAGCCGGAAGCGAAGGAAAGCGGGGAAAUGGAAGUGUGCCAGUAAGCCGGAAUCCGCUGAAGAACAGCGAGGAGCCAAUGAACUUGCUGACAACUUGAGACCAAGUGACCACGAGGAGGAGCAUCGGGGCAUCGGGGAAUCCCCUUUGGGCGGUCAAGGAAUCGGGCCACCAUGGGCGACCUACAGGCCACCAUCGAGUUCGUCGUGGAGCUGCACAAGUUCUUCAAUGUGGAUUUGUUUCAGCGCGGACUCUACCAGGUGCGCUGUGGCCUGCGUGUCUCACCCCGCCUGCCUGUGCAGGUGGAGACGAGCAUUCCGGAAGCCAGUGGACCCGGAAAACAGAACGGACACGCCAACGGCGCCAGCACCGACCACGGCAGCAGCGAUAGCGAGCGGGGCGAGCUCUCGCCGGGGGAAGUGCCACGCCUCCACGAGUCGUCGCCGGGGGGCAGCGGCUCAUCCGCCUCCGUUAUCAACGGCAGCGGUGCCUCGCGCAUCUUCCAGAUACUCUACCGCAACGAGGAGGUUCCGCUGCGCGACAUCAUCCACUUUCGCAGCCACUUGCUGGUUGACAGUCGGCACCUGAAGGAGUCCAUUGAACGGGCCGAGUUUUCGCUGCAGUUGGAGCUCUGGUUUGGGGAGCAGAACGGGUCGAGCAGCCUGAAUGGCAAUGGAAACGGCAGUGGGAUGGGCAGCUUCUCCGGACCCGCCAGCUCCGCCCUGACACUGGCCUCCACCAGAAACCUGCAGCUGAACUUUCAUCCGGGACGUGGCCUUCACUACCAUCUGCCGGUGCUGUUCGACUACUUCCAUCUGGCGGCCAUCAGUGUGGGCAUCCACGCCAGCCUCGUGGCCCUCCAUCAGCCGUACAUCAAGAAAAGCGUGUUCUCGUAUAUGAAAUUCUGUGCCCCUCGCAGUUCGAAGCCGUGGAGUGCGGGCAAGCUGAGCUGCAGGGGAAACACCUCGCCAGGACCCUUGGAGGCGGUGUUCUUCGGACCCCAGAUAGGAGGCACCACCAAGUGCAGCGGAGGACCCGCGGGCAGGCUGCUCCAGUCCAGAGCCAUUCAUCGCGAGAUCUGCUGCUUGCUACUAGGUGCCAUUGAGCAACUGAAGGCCACUCUGAACGAGUUCAGCACAGUGCUGCCGCCGAGUAUAAACUCCCAGAUUGGUUCACCACCUCUGCGGGAGAAUGACACGGGAGAGCGACUGCAACUUCUGCUGGACCAGGCCAAGCAACUCGAGGCGGAGGAGGAUUUCGCCAUUCGGGCCAACUCGGACAUAGCCCAACUGUGCGCGGAGAGCAUUUUCUGGUGGAGAAGGGUCCUCCUGGCCUCCAGAUCCUCGACGGCUGUGCACACCCUACUGGCCAGGAAACACCACAUACUGCGGGUGCGAAGGUUUGCCGAGGGCUUCUUUGUGCUGGAGCAACCGCGUCAUGCGGCAGCUGGGGGUUGUCAGGACCAAUCCAAUGGGUCACCCGCACCUGGCCAUUGCCAGGGAUACGUGGCUAUAGCGGAGCUGGCCAGGAGGAGUCGCUAUCUGCAAUCCCUGCCGCCGCUGCCAGUUCAUUGCACGCCCAUCGACGGUGACGCCUCGUCCCUGCCGCUGAUCUUCGAGGAUCGCUAUGUCACCCCCAAUAGCACCUAUGCCAGGAGAAGAUCGGGCAGUGAUCCUCAGCUAGAUGAAACAGUCGCCGUGGUUGGCGCUCAGAAGAAAAAGGUGGACAAAACUCACUCAAGCAGCAGCCUAAAUGGCAUCAAAGACUGUUUGGCCUGCCAUUUCGACUAUGAUUACCCGCAGACCAAUGGCUCGGGACCGGCUCAUCCGCACGCCAAGUGCGUGGUCACUCCGAGAUUCGCUUUGGGCGGGGAAGUGCUCCAGGCGAGUCUUACCAUUGCACCCAGCAAGGAAGCAGCUCCGGAAGCCGCCGUUCCGCCCACUCUGCGUCACAAUCUGUCCAGACACUCGGUCACCGGUUUGCUGGAGGAUCUCGACCUGGAUUCCAGUGUGCCAGCGCGGCACAGCAAGUCCCUGGACCAGCUCGAUGGCUGCGAAGGACUCACCACAAACCCAGUGAGCACGACCAACAACCACACUCUACCCCGACUCCAGGCGGACGAUCUGAUGAGGAACAUAUGUGAGUUUCGGCAGCGGUAUGGAAAGUUCGAUUACCUCCACGAGAUCAAGCUGCUGAAUCCGCCCAAGCAACAGCAACAUGCUGCUCCACAGCAGCAGCAGCAGUGCAACAACGGUUACAACUCCCUGCCCAAGUCGAUGGUUCCGCCGAGGAACUCCUAUCCACCGCCUCCUCCGAGUCAGCACACCACCAUGCCGAGAAGCAAUUCCUCGCAAAUACCUCGAGCCGUGGAGAUUGCCCGGGUGAGGGUCUCCGACAUCAAGGAGAUGUUGAGGCAGGGUCAGCUGAGGAAGGAGUCCAGCAGCUCGGAGAGCGACAUGAUGCAGAAGCUCCAGAUGCUGAGCUCGAACAGUGUGCCCUUCCGCUUGGAGGGAACCAGCAACAACAACACCACCAGCAGUGAUCCCAACACCAGUGGCUUCAGUGAAUCCCUGCCGAACUUGGCUCCGCCACCGGAAUUCGAUUCGGACUCGCAGUUGAGGCGGCAGAGGAGCAACUCCACUUCAUCGCUGAGCGAGGAGAGUGGCUGGGUGAGCAGCCGGAGGAGCUCCCUGGCCAUUUCCAGUCCGGAUACCAUCACCAGUACGGGUAUGACCAAUCGGCAGAGACACACCCAGCUCAACUUGGGAAUGGGCAUGGCCAUGGAGACUCGCCUGAAUGGAGAGCAGCUGAGAUUACGCCUACAAAAGGUUCUGGAACAGCAGCAGCUCCAGCAGCAGCACCCCCACAAGACCCGGAAAAGGCAGGCUGGAUCCUCCAGUCAGAGCAGAACACCAGCCCGCCAGCAGCCUGAGGUACACAAGAAGAUCUCCUCGGUGACGGUCAAUAUCAAGCGAGAGCGUUCCCGUUACCAGCUGGAUAGACUACGCCACCUGCCCAACGGGGAGUCCACGGAGGUGGAGGAAAUGGAGCCACCGCCGAGGAGGAAUCGCCACAAGACUGCCUGCGAGAAGUCCAAGUCGGAUUUCGAUAUCACAAGUCUGAAGGACAUGCAACCAUUGGAUGCAGUGUGCUUGCCACCUCCCCAGCAGUUCCAGGAUCAGGAGCAGGAGAUGGCACUGGUACUGGCUCCACCGCCACCCGAUGAGUUCCGUGAUCCGCCACCGGAGCCAGCUCCAGCAGCACCCAUAGCACCAGUUCCGCCACCUGCUGCACUGCCCCCAACGGGAAAGACCAAGAUCGUCGCUUGCCAUCUGCCGCCACCCUUGAAGGAGCGCCAGCCCAUUGGAGCCAUUGAUAAUCCAGUGUACCACAUCUACGAGUCACUGCGUCCCAUCUCCACGCCGGCCAUCUUCAGCAACAAGCCUGUGCUCAAGUCCCACAGCUUGGCGGAGUUGAAGAGACCCCAAAACCUCCCCAAUCAAUCGCUCAAUCACCAGUGCAAGACGCACGCGAUCAACGGCAAUGGGAUGGAGAAUGGUGUGGAUCAGGAGCAGGAUGAGAACAAGGAGAACUCCAAUGGCCAGGUGAGGGCCACCAAGCAGGGCCACAGUUCCAAUACCAAUACCAACUCCAAGCACAAGCGCAAGAGCCAAGUGGCCUCCGCCGUGCAGGAUGCUCCUCCCAGCAUCUCGCUGCUGGAGUUCGAGAAGUACCGCGAGGAGUUCCGCAAGCAGAUCAAGUACCAGGGCAGCAUAUACUCCGACUACGUGCAGCUGGCCUCCGAACUGCCCUACUUCUACAUCAGCGACGAGUACCGCGCAUUCUCGCCCAACGGAAUGCACCUCGUCAUCUGCGUCCACGGGCUGGAUGGCAACUCGGCGGACCUGCGACUGGUGCGCACCUAUCUGGAGCUGGGGCUACCCGGUGUAAAUCUGGAGUUCCUCAUGUCGGAGAGGAACCAGGGAGACACCUUCUCUGACUUUGACACCAUGACUGAUCGGCUGGUUACCGAGAUACUCUACCAUAUCGAUAGCUGCGCCCUGAAUCCCGCUCGCAUUUCAUUCGUGGCCCAUUCGCUGGGAACGAUCAUUGUGCGGAGUGCCCUGGCCAGGCCCCAAAUGAGGCCCUUGCUCCCGCGCCUGCACACCUUCCUCUCGCUCUCCGGACCACACCUGGGAACACUCUACAACACCAGUGGAUUGGUGAACAUGGGAAUGUGGUUCAUGCAGAAGUGGAAGAAGUCCGGAUCCCUGCUGCAGCUCUGCAUGCGAGAUACCACCGAUAUGCGGAAUAGUUUCCUGUACAGGCUGAGCCAAAGGAGCACCCUGCACCAUUUCAAGAACAUCCUGCUCUGCGGUUCUAGCCAGGAUCGCUAUGUCCCAGCGCACUCGGCUCGAUUGGAGCUCUGCAAGGCGGCAAUGCGGGAUAGCUCCUCCUUGGGCACCAUUUACAGGGAAAUGGUGCACAAUAUUAUAGCUCCGAUUUUGGCCAGGCCCGAACUGACUUUGGCCCGCUUCGAUGUCCAUCAUGCGCUGCCCCACACGGCCAACACUUUGAUCGGUCGAGCGGCUCACAUCGCUGUCCUGGACUCGGAGUUGUUUAUUGAGAAGUUUAUGCUGAUCGCAGGCCUGAAGUACUUUAGUUAACCAGCUCACUGAGUUGGCCCAAAACACUGCGGACAUAAAGGUCUGCGGACAACUAACAAUUAAUUUCAUUAAAUAUAGAGAUUAUUUUCUAAUAAGAAUUUUAAUUUAAAAACUUUUGUUUUGUUAAAUUUUUAAGAUACUUUUUAAGUUCCAAACAAUAAUGCGGUUUUUGUUUUCCUCAGUUGUAUAUAUUCAAAGUUAAGAUAUUUUUUUUUAACUUUCGAACAUUUAAUUUGCCUUACCUUUUGUUUUGUAAGCGGAACUUUUAAAUACACAGGGUACUCAUACAUAAAUAUGUAGAAGACAAGAGAAGAACCACAGUCAUCAGAUCAGCCAAAUAAUUCCAAUUGAUCAGCGAUUGGAACAAGGAAUUUAUUGAAGCAAAUCGUUAGACUUGAAUUUUUUACAAAUGAAACUCUUUUGUAGCGAAUUGAAUACACUCAGAUACGAACAAAUCAAAAACCAAAGAAUGUUUAAUCAAAAACCUAUAACCAAAACCAAAGUCAGCAUAAUGUUGAAACACACGCGUUAAUGAUAAUUACAUGUUUAGCUAUAAGAGUUGAGCGCAUACGAAGCAAAAACAAAAGCCAAAGACAUCAUAAGUAGUGUUAAAUUCCAGUUCAAAACUAUACACGAGACUUUUUUGAAACGGUUGAAUUGCAAAUGGGAAGUGAACGAAAACAAGAACGAUCAUGUUAAGUAUACGUAAACUAUCGAAAGUAGUUGAGCACGGGAAGGAAGGGUGCAAGGUUGCAUUUUGAUGAAAGUAGCGAAAUAGUGUUAGCAAUUUUUAAGACUAAUCAAAACACAAACAGAGACAAAAUGGUUUUUUCCAAAUCUUUUUACUGCUAGAAGAGAGAACAAAUUUAGAAGAACUAGAGAUAAAGUAGAGGUAGCGUUGAACUAGUCGAGUUGUUAGUAGUUGAGUGCAUUAAUGGAUCGUCAAUUAGGUGGAGGACUGGACGAUGUAGAGGUUUGUUUGCAGAUUUCAACUUUUCAUUGGGGAACAAGAUCGGUAACGUAGCGUAGAGCAGUUAGGACAAAGAACUUUGCAAAUUUAUAGUCUAGUCUAAGCCAUAAUUCUGUGUUUUCUGAGCUUUUUCCAAUUGCUGUUGUGAACUACUACUAUUUGUGACCCUUCCAGAAAUGCAUUCUUUUUACGUGUAUAACCGUCCUUAAUGUUAUGACGAAAAACGAAAAGUGUAUCUGGUUUUAAAAAUGUUUGUGUGCAUCUAAAAAUUGAAUGUGUGUUAAAAUAUUUCCUAGGGCACCACGAUUUUACUACAUGUAUUCGACCUAAUUGUGCAAAUUCCCCUAAGUUGCAGUUUAAACAUUUCUUUACGAAUAAAAUAUGCUAAAAUCCAAUUUUAGUGGAACAUAA
This is a messenger RNA of Drosophila yakuba, 6233 nucleotides long. RefSeq names its product protein FAM135A. The transcript is spliced from 10 exons. Bases 359 to 4852 code for a protein of 1497 amino acids. NCBI's taxonomy places the organism in Eukaryota, Metazoa, Arthropoda, Insecta, Diptera, Drosophilidae. The record is from RefSeq and is a predicted model, not a curated record.